This is a messenger RNA of Odocoileus virginianus texanus, 787 nucleotides long. The record is from RefSeq and is a predicted model, not a curated record. Lineage: Eukaryota; Metazoa; Chordata; Mammalia; Artiodactyla; Cervidae.
GCCACGUUUGUCAGUCUGGCUCCGAACCCGUGAGCUCAGCCAGCCCCCGGCGCGCCUUGAGUCCGAGCAUUCCUCCACAGCGCCUGUCAUCCGGCAAGCCUGGCUUGCUCCUUCUUGGAGGUGUUCAGAACAGGCUGUUGCCGAGGCUGUGCGGUGGCUGGGUAAGGCGGUGAACGACCACUUCCGGCUUUCUGCGCUAUCAGCCUUGGCUUGUCUGCGAAAUGCCUCGUGGAUCCAAGAUGGCCGCCAGGCCAGAAAAGCAAAUGCAAAAUAUUUAUACUCUAAUGUUUUCCUUCAGCAACCAUCAACUGAGCUGGAAUUUGACCGGGUAGUGAUUUAUACCACUUGCCUUCGGGUGGUACGGACGACCUUUGAAAGGUGUGAACUGGUUAGAAAGAUCUUCCAGAACCAUCGAGUCAAAUUUGAAGAGAAAAACAUAGCUCUGAAUGGUGACUAUGGAAAAGAGUUAGACGAACGAUGCCGGCGGGUUUCUGAAGCUCCUUCUCUCCCUGUCGUGUUCAUUGACGGCCACUAUCUCGGGGGUGCUGAGAAAAUUUUGUCAAUGAACGAAUCAGGAGAACUGCAAGACCUCUUAACCAAAAUUGAGAGAGUGCAGCAUCCGCACGAGUGCCCCUCCUGCGGAGGCUUUGGCUUCGUCCCGUGCUGUGUCUGCCAUGGAAGCAAGAUGUCGGUGUUCCGAAACUGCUUCACAGACUCCUUCAAGGCCCUGAAGUGCACGGCUUGCAACGAGAACGGUCUUCAGCGCUGUCAGAGCUGCCUGGGUUAG